AUGAGGAAGACUGAGGGAAAAUCGACGAAAGGCAUCGUUUUGGUUAGUCCGAUAUAUAUGAUGCAGGGUGGAUGGAUAGAAAAAGAACGUGGCGGUGACAAAAGAUGCUCAAUUGAUUUGCAGCACAUUAUUAAUUUAUGUUUGGCAAUAUUAUAUGUACGAUGA
Molecule: messenger RNA, 165 nt
Organism: Cetraspora pellucida
Lineage: Eukaryota; Fungi; Glomeromycota; Glomeromycetes; Diversisporales; Gigasporaceae
Source: the annotation of a GenBank genome assembly